Xenopus tropicalis (tropical clawed frog) is the source of this 746-nucleotide messenger RNA. RefSeq names its product pancreatic progenitor cell differentiation and proliferation factor (gene ppdpf). The record is from RefSeq and is marked provisional. Gene Ontology annotation, biological process: cell differentiation. Lineage: Eukaryota; Metazoa; Chordata; Amphibia; Anura; Pipidae.
AUUGCGUGUCGUGGAGACAACUCCCAGCAUCUCCUUCUCAAAUGGGCCCCGUCGCCUAGCGUCUCCCCCCCAGAGCCAGGCUCCUGAGGACCAACAAGUCGGAAUACAGGGUUUUCAUCUUAAGUUCAAACAAGGUUUUCAACAUGGCUGCCAUUCCAUCCAGUGGUUCACUCGUCGCGACUCAUGACUAUUACCGCAGACGCCUGGGAUCCACUUCCAGUAACAGCUCAUGUGGGAGUGUGGACUACUCUGGAGAAGUCAUCCCUCACCACCCAGGUCUCCCCAAAUCUGAUCCUGGUCACUGGUGGGCCAGCUUCUUCUUUGGAAAAUCCACCCAUCCUUCCAUGACGACGGUCUCGGAGUCCCCAGAGAGCUCAGGAACCUUCAGUAUCUCCAAUGGACUGAUUCCGUGCCGCCUGGCUCAGGAGUCUCUGCAGAAGCAAAAAGUCGGCGACCCCAAGUCUGACUCCAGCCCCUCUGCCUGAAGCACCAAUCAUUCCCUUCCUGACCCGGACGACGCUAGGUGGCGGAGCCCGCCCCUGCCCCCUCCCCCAUAGGCUGCCCAACAUGUAGUUGUAGUGUUUAAUUUUUUGUUUUUCUUUUUAAUAUAAAAUAAAAUAACACAAAAAAAAAACAUUUUUACCACAUUCGUAACAAUGGAACAUUCUUGAUUAGCUCACUCUCUCGCCUUACGAGACCUUUUGUUUUUAUUUUGUACUUGUUUAAUAAACGUGGGCAGCCUGAAA